Candoia aspera is the source of this 1831-nucleotide messenger RNA. It is a transcript of the gene RNF227, whose product is annotated as ring finger protein 227. The record is from RefSeq and is a predicted model, not a curated record. The transcript has 2 exons. Lineage: Eukaryota; Metazoa; Chordata; Lepidosauria; Squamata; Candoiidae. Gene Ontology annotation, molecular function: ubiquitin protein ligase activity. Gene Ontology annotation, biological process: protein ubiquitination. Bases 8 to 610 code for a protein of 200 amino acids.
CGCCGGGAUGGCGGCUGCGGAGCGCGAAGAGGCGGCGGAGCUGGAGUGCGGCAUCUGCUGCAUGCCUUACGACCGCUGCGGGCGCGCGCCGCGGCGGCUCGGCGGCGCGCGCGGCUCCUGGAAGCCCUCGCGCUGCCGCCACGUGAUCUGCAGCGCCUGCGUGUGCCAGCUGGCGCGCGAGGGCUGGUGGGAGGAGGUCACGUGCCCUUACUGCCGCGCCAUCACCUCCCUCCGCGAGCGCGGCAACCUGCUGGCGGCCAGCGUGCGGCGCGGGAGCGGUGGCUGGCGGCGGCGCCUGGUCCUGCCGCCCAUCGACGCCGAGCUCUGGCAGCGCGUGGUCCUGCAGGAGGAGCAGCGGGCCGGCCGCGAGGAGCGCCUGGCCGGGGACGAGGACCUCGACGGCGGCGAGGAGGACGCCGAGGACGGGCAGUGGCGCCCCUGGCGGGCGCUGAAGAAACUCCUCAAGGCAGGCGGCGGCCCAGCGCGCGCGCCCGGGCGGAGGGGGCGGGGCCGGAGCAGCUCCGUGCCCACGUGGCGGAGGCGGCAGCCAAUCAACCCCUAUGGAUUUGAAACGAAGGACUUGGCAGUUGUGACUUGCUAUGUCAUCUGAAGAGCAGCGGUAGCCGUACCUGGACGAGCUAUUUUACGAUCAGUUACGUCAAGGGAACGUAGCAGCUUGCACUGCAUCUGCAAGGGUGGGCUAUCUGUGAGGCUGCUUUCCGUACAACGCGUGGAAGGUGACGGGUGCCCUUUCCAUUUUGGAUAGGAUGCGGUGGAUUGCCUCCUUGGAGUUCCUGUUUCAUAUUACUGUUGGGCUGUGCUGACGUGACCCAAGAAGGAUCGAUAGAAGUUCUUUCAGUCCACCACUUCUCAUUGUGAAAUGCAGCAGACGACAGAAGUUGAAUGGAGGGAGGAAUGGUAUAACCAGUCAUGUUUGGUUAGAAGAUGUUUCUUCCAAGCUAAGAGCCGUUUCUUGACUUACUUCUUUGAAGCUGUUAAUACCCCCCCAACGCAUUCAGACUCUGUCUUCCGAAAACUCAGACGUUAUCCUCUGAAGGUACUUCCCCGCCCCCAGCCAGAUACCCUGGCAAGGGGAUUGCGGUAGUCCAUGUGACUAAAAAGUUGAACGAACGGUUCAAGGGUGGUGGACUGUUUUCCCUGUAAUCAUUUUUACGGUUAUUGGUUGGAGGAGGACAAGCAGGUGCUGGGCUACCUACAAUCUUUGUUCAUCAUACUUUCACUUAAAUCUCAGAGGCUAAGAGAUUUUACAUGGCCUAUUUCCAACCUACAGAGAACAGCGCUGAAGCAUCGCGAAGACAAGUUCAUAGUCGUCAUCUCUGGAAUUAUGGUUCCGUGGGGGUUCUGUCCGAUAAAUAGAACUGCCAUUUCCUGCUGGGGUUCCUUUAUCUGCCCUAUCUCUGUGCUUGGAUUGGGACCUCCUUCAGAUCCAUAGACCUGAAACAUCCUGAAAGGUCUCUCUGGUGAAGCCAUCAAACCUGACUUUUAGAAGCGUUGCUGAUCCGUAGGAGCAGCAGCAAGUCCUGAAGAAGUGAUUUUUCGGAGCUCAGCGUAGCCUUGUCAUCUGUUGCGCUGAGUUGAGUCUUUUAUCAGGAUGGCCUUUUCUUUGGUUGCGCCGAUUGUGAGCAGGAAAACGUUUUGCAGGGUCUUUUCCUGCUCUGGGAAUCCUGUACGUGAACAGUUUGCACCUAGAGACAGAUCGUGUUAGAUCUUGUGCCCUUGUUGGAAAACCGAGCUUUAAAUGCUGUGUAUUUUUUAAAGAAGCAUUUCUGUGAAAUGUGUUCGAAACAAUAAUUCCAUAUUUAUAUUGUUC